Molecule: messenger RNA, 474 nt
Organism: Macrosteles quadrilineatus (aster leafhopper)
Lineage: Eukaryota; Metazoa; Arthropoda; Insecta; Hemiptera; Cicadellidae
Product: venom peptide HsVx1-like
Exons: 3
Coding region: 27-416 (129 amino acids)
Source: RefSeq, a predicted model, not a curated record
AUCAUUAGAUAUUCUAACGUCUGACCAUGAAUAUAGUCAAUGGAAUAUGGGACCGAUGGAAGUCAUUUUCAACCGAAUUCGAACAAAAUAUGAACAGCUUUUUAAUCGAUUUCGAAAGAUUCUUUGAAGGAACGCAUGAAACAGCAAGAGAAGAUUCAAUUACAAAAGGAGAAGAUGAAGAGUGUGAGGACGGCGGGAAGACAUACAAAGUAGGAGAAUCCUGGACCAACGAGGGAGAAUGCAACCUGAAAGUGUGCCACCCUAGAAAGGUCAUCUCAGUUAGAAAGUGCCCAGAGUGGGUGGCCCCAAAGCAGUGUCGAACUCAAAAUCUGUUCAAGUUAAAAAAUUUCCCUGACUGCUGCCCCUCAGUGAUAUGCCCCAUAUCAACAAACGUGAUACCACCGAAAGUUUUAUAGUGGACAAGUCGAAAAACACUAACAACUUAUAAAUCCUUUCUUAGUCCAUAGAGAAACA